AGUCAUAAGGGGUAAAACAGCAGUAUCAUGAAAAAGCAGGAAAAAAAGCAGAGAAUCAUGAUUCUAUCAGUGGAAAGAAGGAAAAGAAAUAGUAAUGAGGGUGGGAUCUGCAGCCAAAAUCAGGUGGAAACUGUGAGGGCUGAAGGGAACGUGGAUGAGGUAAAGGAUGCAAGAAAGUGUGUGUCAUAACAGCAGCAUGGGAUCAGGACUUGCACGUGCAGCAGGAGCUGGCAAGAGACUGGAGAAGAGCCAGCGAAGCCAGCAGAGCACAGCAGCUAGAACGGGAAGCAAAGAAGCUGCAGAACAGGACACGGAAUAGACACCGUGGAAGGCACAAGAAUGCACUUGCAAAAUGCUGUGAGGAUAGACUUGUGCAUGUUUCUUUCGCCAGGCAGCCCUCCUUGGCCAAAACGCUCAAGGAGACAAAAAAGUAGUUUGGGUUAUGAUAUAGAGAAAGAGAGACAGCAGGAAAACAACUGCCCAGAGCAUGCAGACCCCCUUCAAUGCUGGCAACAGGUGCCAGCAUUGUCCAGACAAAAAAGAGAAGUGGGGAAGAGGAGGCAGUGGAAGGGUGAGAGCUACAGCUGUCUGCUUGUGACACAGCCACCUAAAGGAAGAUGUGCAAGCCAGCACCUCGUGAUCAGACAGCAUUUAUGACUCACUGUAGCGAGCCUACGGUUGCAUUUCCAUUAAUAACAAUGAUAGCUCAUCAGAACCACCACUGAGUUUUUACCAGUAAAAAGGAAAUCCAAUCCAAACUUACUUCUGUGUCAUUCAAAUGAUUUGUAACCACAACUAUUUUCAACAAGGACCGGAAAACAAGUGUUCGUGAAUUUCUACGUAACAGGCACACACCCAAAGGCCACCUAAAUAUUUAAAUUUUAUAAAGACAAUUGAGCUGAGAAGUUUGCUUUUAAAUCAUGCAAACCUUGAUCUAAGCUUCUUAGUAAUCCUCCUACUCUUGACACUUCCUGCAGCAAGUGUUGGUAAACUUCCUCUUUAGCUGCAGAAACUUGCUUCAACGUGAGACAAGCCAUUUUAGAGCUGCUCGACUCCUAGCACAGUCUGUCCUCCUAAGGCUUCAAACAAAAAAUAAGACAGUGCUUGCCUGACAGAAGACAAAGGAGAAGACGUAUUUAAAUAGACUGCUGGAAAAUGGUCAGCAAGACAGUAAUACUGGUUCUCUUCUGUGGAGAAAUUUGGAAAUCGCUGUCCACUGAAACACCUUCAAAUGUUUCCACAAGUGAAAGCAGUGUGCAUACCAGCACCAGGAGUCUGACAGAGGACAGAUCUACCACAUACCAGCUGCAAACAACCAGCCCCAGCAUGCAGGAGCCUGCAGGAGCGCUGACCGCUGGGACAACACUGCCACAGCUGCCUGAACCACACAUAGAGCCCACCAACGGGAGCUGGGUAGCAGCAAUGAUAACGGGCAUUGUUUUGGUCAGUAUGGUCAUUGCUAUUGGUAUCAUUCUUCUGUGGAAAUGCUGCAAGAGGCCACUGCAAGUCGAUUCAAAUUGGGCAGGUCAGUCUCCGUUUGCAGAUGGAGACACACCAGAUGUCUUUAUGGACUCUGCCCAGGCUACCAAACGUUCAUCGGUUUUAUUUAUGCUGCCUUGGAAAUCAAGAGAAAAUGCAUCCGUACAGCACGAUCCUCCUGCACCCGAGAAACCACCUAACGGCACCGCCAGCAACGACAGCAGCCAGCAGCCCCCAGCAGCACACAGCUGCUCCACCACCAGCACCGCUGCAGCAACGGCUCCCGGCCCAGACGCAGCGAGCCCGGAGCAGGAGCAGGAGCAGGAGCUGUGCCCCCAGGCGGCCGAGAGCCUCGAGCUGCCGCCUCCCCCCGCGUGGCUCACUGAGCCUGCCGGGGAGCACGCCUCGGAUCCCGGCCAGCAAGAGGAGCUUCGCUUGGAAGUGAAGGAACCGUAUCCCCCACCGCCCGAGCUAAUUACUGAAGAGAUUCACGAAUCUCUGCCACAGCCAGAACACCCUCAGUAGAUUGCCAAAAUGACUUUCCAAAACGCUCCUCAUUUUUCUUAAGUGAAGCAUUCUUCAAAUAACUGAAUAAUGGAGAAGUUGACACAGGCAAGAACAGUGAGACCGCAGCACGAGCAGCAGCUCCCUGGCAUUUCUCAACUUCAGCUUUCACAAAAGGGAAGAACCCCUUUCUGCCUGAAACAAACCAUGUCAGAACACAGCACGCCUGGUGCCCGCUGCACGGACAGUGGGUGACUGCACAGCGCAGACAGCCAGCGAGCCCUGACCUUGGAGGCCGCAGAGAACAGCGCGUGUACCCUUGUGUGUCCGUACAUGUAACACACAGAUGGACAUGGAGCAUUCAAGAGACAGUAAAACUUUAGAGGGACUCAGAGCUUCUCACAAAGGUUUGUUCUAUUAGACUACAUAAAUGAAAGCAAUGAAUUCAAGUUAAUUUUAAUAAAGCUUUCUAAUUCAAA
Numida meleagris (helmeted guineafowl) is the source of this 2462-nucleotide messenger RNA. It is a transcript of the gene EVI2B, whose product is annotated as ecotropic viral integration site 2B. The record is from RefSeq and is a predicted model, not a curated record. NCBI's taxonomy places the organism in Eukaryota, Metazoa, Chordata, Aves, Galliformes, Numididae. The transcript has 2 exons. Bases 1156 to 2004 code for a protein of 282 amino acids. Gene Ontology annotation, biological process: regulation of stem cell division; positive regulation of neutrophil differentiation.